AUGGCCGCUGGCGGCAUCUCCCUGGCGGACCCGCUGCCGACGAUCCUCGCGCACGCGCUGCACGGGCUCGCGGCCAUCAAGCAGGCGCGCGACCUGAACGAGUGGCGGUCGGCGGCGGACCCGCUGGCCGCCAUCGCGGGCGAGGCUGACCGCCUCGUCGCCGCCCUGCACCUCGUGCGCGACGUCCCCGAGCUGCAGACCCCCGACGUGAAGGCCGCCCUGCUGGGCCUGACCCACCUCGCGACCUCGCUGUCGUCGACCCUCAUGGUCAUGGCCGCGGAUAGCUUGCGCGUGCGCACGCCGGUGGGGGCUGAGAGCGCGGCGAGUGUUGCGCGGGCGGCGGAGGUGCAGGCGGAGGUGAGGGCUUGUUUGAGAGGCGGUGCUGGCGCGGCUGGGGUGGGGCGAGGAGGGAGUUUGCGGUGCUGGUGGGGAGGGUGUAUGUGGGUGUUACGGGGGGGUGUGAAGGAGGGGUUUUGGGUGUCGAGGAGGGAGGUGGUGGAGGUGGGGGAGAAGGUGAGGGGGGUGCUGGGCGUGGAGAUGGUGUUGGCUGAGAGGCUGGGGGCGAGGUUGGGGGAGGGCAGUGAGGACCUCAUCAAGCUGAACGACGCCGAUGCUGCGCUGCUAGGACUGCCGCAGACGACGAGCGUCAAGAUUGAACAGUGGCGGGCGGGCAUGAGCGACUAA
Molecule: messenger RNA, 684 nt
Organism: Chaetomium globosum CBS 148.51
Lineage: Eukaryota; Fungi; Ascomycota; Sordariomycetes; Sordariales; Chaetomiaceae
Exons: 3
Coding region: 1-684 (227 amino acids)
Source: RefSeq, a predicted model, not a curated record